Molecule: messenger RNA, 4213 nt
Organism: Salvelinus sp. IW2-2015
Lineage: Eukaryota; Metazoa; Chordata; Actinopteri; Salmoniformes; Salmonidae
Product: heparan-alpha-glucosaminide N-acetyltransferase
Exons: 18
Coding region: 178-1986 (602 amino acids)
Source: RefSeq, a predicted model, not a curated record
GCAUUAUAAGCAUAACUUUGUAUGUGACUGUUUAUGCCGUCUUAUCCUCUCAAUCGGAUCCCAAAGAGACUCCAAACGAAAUGAGACAACUCUACACGCAUAGUGCCCUUUGAACCCUGUUUAUGUCUGUAGCUGUCAUAAAGAUGAGUUGCAGUGGAAUUGUUUUUGUCGUAGGAAAUGGAGCCUAGAAGAAUCCUCACACAGGUCCUGUGUGUGUUCUUUCUUACAACUGGACGAAAUGAAGGAAAGCUUGAUGCAAAGUCGUGUUCAGGACGGCCUGCAUUGAAAUUAGACCAGGCAUGUCUUACGUUCCAUAACCAGCUACCAACCGGAGUUGAUGUCCUCUACACAUCUGAUUACUGCUACAAGUGUCUGUACCAGCCCCUGGUCAGUGUUCUAAAUGGUCCCCAGAAUGCAUCUGUCGUGGUCAGCACCGUCCUCACUCUGACACUGCAGUUACAACCAAUGGGCAGGAACACAACUCUCUGCAGUUGGAGUCAGUUGUAUGAAGAAGCUGGCCAUUACUCUGUCUGGAUCCAAGAGUCAGAAUCUCCCGUCAAUGUCAUUUGCUAUCAGACUGUGGAUGUCAGUCCAAAUAACAUCUAUUUCCCUCUGUUGGUGGCAGCUCUUCUCCUGGCACUUAUUGGUCUCCUAUGUGUCGUUGCUCCCUACCUGUACAGGAGGCGUUGUACGGCCAAGCUUAUCAAGACCAUUUGUCGCGAAGGACCGCAACAUGCAAUGGAUGUAGAGACCCAAGGUUGUGGGGAUGAGGUUAACAGUACCCAACCAAAACCAACACGACUGCGCUCAUUGGACACUUUCCGAGGACUUUCCCUGACAAUCAUGGUUUUUGUGAACUAUGGAGGUGGAGGGUACUGGAUAUUUGAACAUGCACCUUGGAAUGGUCUGACUGUGGCUGAUCUUGUGAUGCCUUGGUUUGUGUUCAUCAUUGGGACGUCUGUAGUAUUGGCCUUCACCUCCAUGCAGAAAAAGGGAGUUAGCCGUCGGCAGCUAAUACGCAAGCUAACAUGGAGAACUGUGGUCCUCAUCCUUAUCGGCUUUUGUUUCAUGAACUACUCUCCAAAGGAUGGAUUAUUAUCUUGGUCUUGGCUGAGAAUCCCUGGAGUCCUCCAGCGUCUGGGAUUCACCUACUUCAUACUGUCUAUGAUGCAGACGUUCUGUGGCUUGAGAGAGAUCCCACUGAGCAGGAAUCGCUGGUGGGACCCUGUCCAGGAUGUGGUCUUGUAUUGGCCAGAGUGGAUCUUCAUUCUUCUCCUGGAGGCAUUAUGGCUGUGUCUCACCUUUCUAUUGCCUGUGCCUAACUGCCCCACAGGUUAUUUAGGGGCUGGUGGGAUUGGGGAUAAUGGCCUUUAUCCCAACUGUACUGGGGGAGCAGCUGGGUACAUUGACAAGUGGUUAUUGGGAGAAAACAUCUACCAUUGGCCAACAUGCAAGGCAAUGUAUCGUACUACCCAGCCCUUUGACCCAGAGGGGGUUCUGGGUACUAUCAACUCCAUUGUCAUGGGAUUCAUGGGGAUGCAAGCGGGAAAAAUUCUACUUUUUUACAGGAAAAAUGAUGUCAGCGUCCUCUCCCGAUUCCUAGUGUGGGCCAUCCUCCUGGGAAUCUCCGCAGCCAUCCUUUCUAAGUGCACGCGAGACGAAGGAUUUAUACCUGUCAAUAAAAACCUUUGGUCUCUGUCGUAUAUCACCUGCAUGGGCUGUUUCUCUUUCCUCCUGCUGGGUGUCAUGUAUUUCAUCAUGGACAUUAAAGGCUGGUGGGGCGGCCAACCCUUCAUUUACCCAGGGAUGAAUUCCAUCUUUGUGUACGUGGGCCACUCUCUCCUGGGGUCCUACUUCCCCUUCAGCUGGGAGAUGCGCUUUGUGGACAGCCACUGGGAGAAGCUGUUCCAGAGCCUGUGGGCCACCUCUCUCUGGGUCCUCAUCGCUUACCUGCUAUACAGGAAGAAGUUCUUUCUCAAAAUCUAAUAGCGSCACAAUCCAACAAUCCAACUCCAGUGUUUUGCUUUCAUUCUGAGCCAUUGUUGUGGGAAUUAUUGCAAAUGCUUGAUUGUUUAUUGUUUAACUCUAAAGUGUGUUGUGAUUUUAAAUGCACUUUAAAUACAGUUUGUUUUGAUCUGAUGUGAAAGUGUAUAAGUGGACAAUUCUGUUAUCUAUGUAAUUCAUUAAAAUCUGUACAGUGGUAUGUUGUAUGUGGUAGACCUAACCACACUACACUCUUAGAAUUAGUAGUAACUUAAGGAACCCUGGAGAUCCUCAAAGAACCCAUAUAGCUCCUCAAGGAGCCAUUGCUCGUCAAUGGUUGAUAUUUGCACCUUCGGUUAGUUGAGGGGUUCUUGGAGGAACCUUCAAUGGUUCAAUGUAGCAACGGGUUCCUGGAGGAACCCUGGAGUGGAGGCGUGGCUUAGUAGGGGCAUGGCUUUAAGAUAGAUACUUUUCUGGCCACCUGUUUAGAGUAAUUGUCAUUCCUGUUUAUCUGUUCUGUUGUAUUGUCGUCACGUCAGGGUUAAACACUGACAGUUGUGUUGCUUCAAUGAAGCUAACAGAGGUAUAUGAGUUCCUCAAGAGCCUAUGCAAAUCCCAAAAUUGGAAUAGUUAACACUUUGUUACUAUAUGUCACCAGCAGUGUUAAUAUUGUUAAUAUUAUAUGCAUAAAUAGUCAAGGAAAUGUUAAAUUUGCAGUGUACAAACUUAACAUGAUGAACAGGAAUUACAUUUACACUAACGGGUGGCCAAAAAUAACUAUCUGAAAGCCACACCUCCAAUCUGAUAGACUGGCACCUCUACAAUAUAUUAUUAAAAAGGUUCCAAAUCGAACCCCUCCCAUCACAAAAAGGUUCCGUUUUGAACCUUUACACAGGGGUUCAUUGAAGACCAUUUUCAGAGGGGUUCCACAAGGAACCUUUUUGAACUGGAAUGGUUCUGCCGGUGUUGGAACCCAAAAGUUUCUUCCAGGCACCUCUACUUCUAAGAGUGUAAAGUCUCUUCCUGAUAAUGGUAUGGAAUCGGGUCUAUUUUACAGCUCAAUUACUAGAAAGGGGAACUGUAUUGAAAGCAGAUGUCUGAUUUACUGGUCUGUAUGGACACCCCAGGAUUUUUUUUACAUGAUAUCAGUUCUGUUGUGCACUGAAUAGAGUGAUUCAAUCAAAUAUACUGAGGUGGUACUCAACAACUUAGAGCCAGUGAUUCCCCUACACCAUGUUAGCCAUCAUGAGUCUGUUGCCAUGGCCACUCCACCUCUCUUAGGCAGAGAGUGUGUGUACCAUCUGCUCUCCGAGUGACAGUUUCAUGUGGGUCAAGAUGGACAGCUCACUAAGAAGUGCCAUUAAUAUGAACAUCACCUCUUGCACUAAUACAAAAUCAGGGAAAUAACACCACUCAAUUCGCCCACUGAUAUUAAAGCUGCCGAAAAUGUCCCAGAGAGAAAACUAUAAUUUCAACUUUUUUUAUUUUUUUAUUUUUUWAAAUCUAUUCGUAUUUCAAAUAAAUUCUGGAAAGUUCUUGGUUGAGGAGUUAUAUCAGUUGGCCUUGCACGAGCAAGAAAACGCUUAGUUAAGAACUAGGCCUACAUUGUUCCAAGCACUCAGCUAUACCUGUAUUGUAAGGGUCGGUUAGCUAAAUAGAAUUUGAUUGAUUGACAUUGUCUUGUGGGAUUGCCAUGUUCCAUCUCUGCAUUGCUGAGAUACAAGAGGGAUGUUAAGAUUUAACUCCAUUCCUGAGAGGACUGCUCUGAGUCAGCUCUGGGUAAUUGCACUCUAAAAUAUUAUUUCACUAUGUACGGAUUUAUAAAUGAACAUGAAAAAGUGCUAAAAUGGUUUAAUGAACAUCAUUUCAUAAUUUGCAUGUUGAAUAGCUGUUCAUUUUCAUUCUGUCUGGCAGCCUUUUCCUGCAGUCAAAUGACCAAAUCWCCCUCUAGUGGCCUCAUAGGUGGAAUGUUAUAAUUUUUUAACAUAAUUGUAUAAUUAUAAAUGAUAUUUCAGUCUUCUGUGAUGUAUAUAAAGUGUAAUAUUGGGAUGCAAACUCAAAAUGUAAUACAUUUCAACUCUAUAUCUGAUAUGGCAUAUCAGCCCAUAACCAUAUGUAUGAGGUGUAUACUUUUGUUUCAAAGUAGAUMUGUUUAWGACUACCAAGAAACAUUCUGCGACCAUGAUUUAGCCCACUGCAGUAAAUUCAAUUGGUUGUAGUACUGAGUGUG